CACUAUUGGUGGCAAGACCAACCCAUUGGGUGACUCUCUAUAAAGCCAAAGGAUUAAACCUUAUAAAUCCGCAGUGUGAAAGGGGUGAGUAACACCCAGGAUUACACAGGCACACAGAAAGGAGACAAUGAAGUUUCUCUUAAUAUGCACUGCGAUCAUUUUGGCAUCUAUGACAGAAGCAUUCUACAAUGAAGGUGAGCUGACAGAGCUUAAUGACAAUUUUCUUAAAGACAGCGUGAAACAAGCAAAGCACUUAGUCGAUAAUGCUUAUGCUGAAACUCGUAAAAGCCUGAAGCAGCGAGCAAAGAGAGAAUCUGCAAGUUUUGCUGAUACUAUAGCAUAUGUCAGACAAUCCGUAGGCCAAUGCAGAAACGCUAUCAGAGCUGCUGAUUACAAGGAAGUGACCCUCCGGGUUAUUGAAGAGAAACUAAAAUGCAUCUAUCCAAGUUCCGUCAAUAUUUCAGAUGUGUUGACUGCUGAGCAGAAGGAAAUCAUUAGUAAACUGACGGGAUGUGCAUACCAGUAUCUACCCAAGGUUUGCUCCGAUUCUCCCUACCGCACUAUCAAUGGAGAGUGUAAUAAUAGGAAGAACCCGAACCUUGGUUCUGCAAACACAGCUUACAUACAACUCCUUAAACCAGCCUAUGAAGAUGGUGCUAACUCUCCCAGAGGCUGGACAGAAAAUCGUACUAUUAAUGGAUUCUAUCUACCCGAGGCACGUAGAGUAUCAAAUGAUGUUGUCGGUUUCAAUAACAGCUUACCAUCAGAGGAUGAAGAGAGAUCACAAUUUUUCACACAAUGGGGACAGUUCGUAGAUCAUGACAUGACUCUCGCUCCUGAUACCCCAUCAAGAUCGGCAUUAUAUGAAGGGGUGGACUGUGCCACCAGCUGUACCCGAGCAUAUCCCUGUUUUCCUCUGAAGAUUCCAGAAAAUGACCCUAGGAUAAACCAGAGUGACUGUAUUCCUUUUUUCCGAUCAGCACCUGUUUGCAAUCUGGCCUCUCCUUUAAGGGAACAAAUGAAUUCCCUGACAUCGUUUAUGGAUGCAAGCCAAGUGUAUGGAAGUGACUUGGCUCUUGCUACUAAGCUUCGUAAUACUACCAACAAUCUGGGGCUAUUGGCUGUUAACCAGAAUUACACAGAUAAUGGCCGAUCGUUUCUUCCAUUUAGUGGAAAUAAUCCAGACGUAUGUACCAUCACAAACCCAUCAGCUGGAAUUCCUUGUAUGUUGGCAGGAGAUACUCGUGUGACUGAACAGAUUGGUAUUACAGCGGUACAAACACUUUUUCUUCGGGAACACAACCGCAUUGCCACUGAUCUUCAUAGAAUAAACCCUCAUUGGGGUGGGGAGAAGCUGUAUCAAGAGACCCGCGUUAUCAUAGGAAGCAUUCUUCAGAAAAUUACAUACACGGAUUGGCUUCCCAAAUUGCUGGGCAGUGAGAUGGCUCGUGUUCUACCUCCAUAUACCGGUUAUAAUGAUACAGAGGACCCAAGAGUGUCAAAUACAUUCGCUAAUGCUUUCCGCAUGGGGCACACUAUGGUGUAUAAAUCAGUGUCCCCUCUAGGAGUUGGAUAUCGGCCCCAUAAAACGGAUCCUGACAUCCCCGUUCGUCAGACUUUCUUUGCCAUGUGGAGGCUACAACGCAUUGGACUCGACCCCUUCGUUCGAGGUAUGAUAGCCAAUGCUGGCAAACUGAACCAACAAGAUAAGAUGAUGAAUGAUGAGUUGAGGGACCACCUGUUUGAAAAAGCGAGCCGUAUUGCUCUCGAUCUAGCAGCAAUCAAUAUGCAAAGAGGGCGAGAUCAUGGCCUCCCAGGAUACAGUGAAUGGAGGAAAUAUUUUAACCUUUCUGUCCCCAAAAAUCAGGAUGAGUUGGCCAUUGUUCUAAAUAAUACGCAGCUAGCCAAAAAACUAAUGGCUCUGUAUAAAACACCUAAAAACAUAGACCUCUGGAUUGGAGGAGUAUCUGAACUUAUGGUGCCCGGUGGAAGAACUGGACAGUUGAUGGCUCGUAUUAUUGGGGACCAGUUCCGCAGGACUCGGGAUGGAGAUCGGUUUUAUUAUGAGAGGAAUUCGGUUCUCAGCGAAGCUCAGAGACGUUCCAUAAAGAAUGUGUCUAUGUCCCAUAUUAUCUGUGCCAAUACAAACAUCACUGAGGUUCCUCCAAACGUCUUCUUGUUAAAUAAGCACCCUGAACAAUUUGUUCCAUGUUCCAAUUUCCCAGCAUUGGACCUAACUGCAUGGAAGGAGACCAAUAAAACUAAUGAAGACGGCUGUAAGGUUUGAUAAAAGGAACCAACUUCAAUAUAGCCAGAAAGCAAGACAUCCACUGUCCCUCUUUGUGGGCUCUGCAUAGGCUAUACAUUUUUUCAAUUUUGUUUUCCAAUUUAUUAUACAAAUCAAACAUUGUUCUUAAUAAUAGUGGCUACUAAUAGAUUGGUCCUCAUCAUUUUAUCACCUUUACCUAGUCUCACUUUAAUAAUACUGCUUUCACAUUAAGCAUAAGAUGUAUUGAUUACCUGAUGAUGUAAAAUGAUAACAUUUGGCUUUCUGAUAAUACAUUACAGUUGUAGACGUUACAGAUGAGUGAUACUGUGUGGCUGCCUAUGAAGGGUAGAAGUAUUUGAAAUAUUUAAAAGACCGUAAUAAAUAUGUUUUAAAAAUAGUUUAAAGGGGUUGUAAAGACAAAAAUAUUUUCCUCUUAAAUUAAAGUCUGA
This is a messenger RNA of Rana temporaria (common frog), 2718 nucleotides long. Its product is annotated as myeloperoxidase-like. The coding region runs from base 128 to 2287 and encodes 719 amino acids. The record is from RefSeq and is a predicted model, not a curated record. The transcript has 14 exons. Gene Ontology annotation, biological process: response to oxidative stress. Lineage: Eukaryota; Metazoa; Chordata; Amphibia; Anura; Ranidae. Gene Ontology annotation, molecular function: peroxidase activity; heme binding.